AUGAGGGUCAUUAUCCAAAGGGUGUCUCGAGCCUCGAUUUCAUUCGCUCAAAAUCCGGAGAAAAUAGUAUGCUCCAUUGGAAAGGGUUACGUAAUUCUUGUCGGCAUACAUACCAGAGAUACAGAGUGUGACAUUGCUGAGCUGGUACCCAAAAUUCUGAAUAUAAAGUUAUUUUCGGACGCAAGUGGAAACCAUACUGGGCUUGAGGAAAAAUCUAACCAAAAAUCCCGUUGGAAAAGAUCAAUUAUCGAUGAAGAAGGCGAAAUUGUUCUCGCUUCUCAGUUUACUCUUUACGCAAUAGCAGGGAAAAAAGGCCGAGCUCCGGAUUUUCACAAUGCCAUGAAUGCAGAUGAUGCAAAGAUUCUGUUUGAAAAAUUCGCGCAUGAAUGUAAAAAGGCGUAUGGUGCAGACAAAAUUUUCACCGGGGUAUUUCAGGAGCAUACGCUUAUAAGCCUUACGAAUGACGGUCCCGUGACGAUCACUAUUGAGUCAACGUCUUACUUAAAAGAAGCAGGUGCAUUACUGAAUUGUUUUUUGGCUUUUUAUGUAUUGAUAUGA
Molecule: messenger RNA, 558 nt
Organism: Mitosporidium daphniae
Lineage: Eukaryota; Fungi; Microsporidia
Product: D-tyrosyl-tRNA(Tyr) deacylase
Exons: 4
Coding region: 1-558 (185 amino acids)
Biological process (GO): tRNA metabolic process
Cellular component (GO): cytoplasm
Molecular function (GO): D-tyrosyl-tRNA(Tyr) deacylase activity
Source: RefSeq, a predicted model, not a curated record